This is a messenger RNA of Plectropomus leopardus (leopard coralgrouper), 912 nucleotides long. It is a transcript of the gene tmem72, whose product is annotated as transmembrane protein 72. NCBI's taxonomy places the organism in Eukaryota, Metazoa, Chordata, Actinopteri, Perciformes, Serranidae. The record is from RefSeq and is a predicted model, not a curated record.
AUGGGGAAUUCAGCUAGUGUUUGGUGGAUUGUAGUGGAGCUUGCCUGCAGGAUCCUUGGUGUUUCCACAGCAACAGUGCUGUGUGCUGUGGGAGUGGAGACCCUGCAACAGGGAGAAUUCAACAGCCUUGGCAUCUACCUGGUAGUGUCAUCUGUUGGCAUCAUGAUAUUUGAGCUGGCCUAUUUCCUGGACACGCUUCUGUUCAUGUGUCUGCCUUGUCCUCCAGACUGGCAGCUGUUUGUGUUGUGGGGGAAGAUGGCUCGCAUUGGAGGUUUCCAUAAGUUCCUCUAUUACUCCAUCAUGUCAGUGGUCUGCUUCUUGCACCCUGUGUUGGUGUGGCAUGCAAUUAUCCCAGGCACCAUGCUUCUGGUGACAGCCUUUUUCAACUUCAUACUAAGCAAGAAAACAAAGAUCAUAUCUCCUAAAAGUCCACAGGAGAGCCAUAGUGAUCAAGGUCCAACCACUGUCUGUGUGACAGAAGGGACAGCCUCAAACAGCACCGCUUCAUUCUUCCACCUGGCGACCGGAAGGAGAGGUGGGGGACUGGCUCUCUCAACCAGAGGCCGUUGCCUUGGUGCGGGAGAGAGAGGAGAGAGCGUCCAGGCCAUGCUGGAGCUGGAGCAGACAGCAGCACCUAAAGGCACAGACAGGGAGAGGAGGAGGUGGAAAGAGAGGAUAUGCUUAAGAAAUAGGGAGGAGCCUGUGGAGAGAGAGAUGGAGGAGAUGGAUGUCUACAGUGAGCCGGAGCCAGACACCACCUCAGACACUGCGCCUAUGAUUACUGACUGAACGUCUGUCUGCGCUCAGACUGAGCUCCUCACUGAUAUCACACAAAGGAAAGCAUGUGUGCUCAUACUGACUGAGUGCAACUAGCUGGUGUUACACUGGAAUGGACUUUCAGCUGAAAAAAAC